Molecule: messenger RNA, 2529 nt
Organism: Sinocyclocheilus grahami
Lineage: Eukaryota; Metazoa; Chordata; Actinopteri; Cypriniformes; Cyprinidae
Product: fibroblast growth factor receptor 3-like
Exons: 16
Coding region: 53-2452 (799 amino acids)
Biological process (GO): fibroblast growth factor receptor signaling pathway; positive regulation of kinase activity; multicellular organism development
Cellular component (GO): plasma membrane; signaling receptor complex
Molecular function (GO): fibroblast growth factor receptor activity; fibroblast growth factor binding; ATP binding
Source: RefSeq, a predicted model, not a curated record
UGUUUGUGUGUGUGGCAGCACUACAUUGACAGCAUGUGUGGAACGGUGGAGGAUGUCUGAAUCUGGUCUCCGUGGUGAGGACACUCGUCCCCGCGUCACUCGGCCCGGGAUGGUCCCGCUCUGUCUCCUUCUGUACCUCGCGGCCCUCAUCUUCCCUCCGGUGUACAGUGCCCACCUGCUGUCCCCAGAGCCUACAGAUUGGGUGUCGAGUGAGGUGGAAGUGUUUCUGGAGGACUACGUGGCAGGAGUCGGGGACACCGUGGAUCUGUCUUGCACACCGCGCGACUUCCUGGUCCCCAUCGUGUGGCAGAAAGAUGGCGAUGCCGUGUCUCCUAGCAACCGUACACGGGUGGGGCAAAAAGUGCUCCAUAUCAUCAACGUCUCCUAUGAAGACUCGGGGGUGUAUUCCUGUAGACACACCCACAGCAGCACGCUGCUAAGCAACUAUACCGUCAGAGUCACUGACUCGCUGUCCUCUGGUGAUGAUGAAGACUAUGAUGAAGAUGAGGACGAUGCAGGUAAUGGAAAUGAAGCUCCAUACUGGACCCGUUCUGACCGGAUGGAGAAGAAACUAUUGGCUGUUCCCGCCGCUAAUACAGUGAAGUUCCGCUGUCCUGCCGCCGGCAACCCCACUCCCACCAUCCACUGGCUGAAAAAUGGGAAGGAAUUCAAGGGAGAGCAGAGAAUGGGCGGGAUUAAAUUGAGGCAUCAGCAGUGGAGUUUGGUCAUGGAGAGUGCUGUUCCAUCUGACCGGGGAAACUACACAUGUGUGGUGCAGAACAAAUACGGAACAAUCAAACACACUUACCAACUUGAUGUGCUGGAGCGCUCUCCUCACCGGCCAAUUCUACAGGCGGGACUCCCGGCCAAUCAGACGGUGGUGGUGGGCAGUGACGUCGAGUUCCACUGUAAGGUGUACAGUGAUGCUCAGCCACACAUCCAGUGGCUCAAACACAUCGAGGUGAAUGGAAGUCAGUAUGGGCCCAAAGGCGCCCCCUACGUCAACAUCCUUAAGACUGCGGGAAUAAAUACUACGGAUAAAGAGCUGGAGAUUCUCUACCUGACCAAUGUGUCUUUUGAGGAUGCGGGGCAAUACACUUGUCUGGCAGGGAACUCGAUUGGCUUUAACCAUCACUCUGCCUGGCUUACAGUGUUACCAGCGGUGGAGAUGGAGAGAGAGGAUGACUAUGCGGACAUCCUCAUCUACGUGACAGGCUGCGUGCUCUUCAUCCUCACCAUGGUCAUCAUUAUUCUCUGCCGAAUGCGGAUGAACACGCAGAAGACUCUCCCCAUGCCACCCGUUCAAAAACUGUCCAAAUUCCCCCUCAAGAGACAGGUGUCCUUGGAAUCUAACUCUUCCAUGAAUUCAAACACCCCGUUGGUCCGGAUCGCACGCCUGUCAUCCAGCGACUGGCCCAUGCUGCCCAAUGUUUCUGAGCUUGAACUGCCCUCUGACCCCAAGUGGGAGUUUCCACGUACAAAACUAACACUGGGAAAACCGUUGGGAGAGGGUUGCUUUGGGCAGGUAGUGAUGGCAGAAGCCAUUGGGAUCGACAAAGAGAAACCCAACAAACCUCUCACUGUUGCUGUCAAGAUGCUCAAAGAUGACGGCACAGAUAAGGACCUAUCAGACCUUGUGUCUGAAAUGGAGAUGAUGAAGAUGAUUGGAAAACACAAGAACAUCAUCAACUUGCUAGGAGCAUGCACACAAAAUGGUCCUCUGUAUGUGCUGGUGGAAUAUGCCUCUAAAGGAAAUCUUAGGGAAUACUUGCGGGCGAGAAGGCCUCCUGGGAUGGACUACUCAUUUGACACUUGCAAAAUCCCAAAUGAAACUCUGACAUUUAAAGAUCUGGUGUCCUGUGCCUAUCAGGUCGCCAGGGGUAUGGAGUACUUGGCCUCAAAGAAGUGUAUCCAUAGGGAUCUUGCGGCCCGGAAUGUUCUGGUAACCGAGGACAACGUGAUGAAGAUUGCAGACUUCGGCCUGGCUAGAGAUGUGCACAACAUUGACUACUACAAGAAGACCACCAACUUGCAUCUCAGGUGGUCUUACGGAGUGUUGUUGUGGGAGAUUUUCACACUGGGCGGCUCACCAUACCCAGGUAUCCCAGUGGAGGAGCUCUUUAAACUGCUGAAGGAGGGUCAUCGGAUGGACAAACCUGCCAACUGCACUCAUGAACUGUACAUGAUUAUGAGGGAGUGUUGGCACGCUGUUCCUUCACAAAGACCCACGUUCAGACAGCUGGUGGAGGAUCACGACAGGGUUCUUUCCAUGACCUCCACUGACGAGUAUCUGGACCUGUCGGUGUCGUUUGAGCAGUACUCCCCUACCUGCCCAGACUCCAACAGCACCUGUUCCUCCGGCGACGACUCUGUGUUUGCUCACGACCCCUUACCUGACGAGCCGUGUCUCCCUAAACAUCACCUCCACAGCAAUGGGGUCAUACGAACAUAAGGGCCCAGGACAGAAAUGGUGGUUUGUGGGGACCUUCCGGUUCACUGCACUGGACCAGCAUGUGGCGGCAGUGCAGA